Molecule: messenger RNA, 2034 nt
Organism: Strigops habroptila (Kakapo)
Lineage: Eukaryota; Metazoa; Chordata; Aves; Psittaciformes; Psittacidae
Gene: TMEM204
Product: transmembrane protein 204
Exons: 3
Coding region: 785-1465 (226 amino acids)
Source: RefSeq, a predicted model, not a curated record
GUUAAUGUUUGACUGUCGUGGCAGUGGCUCUGUUUGUUGCAGUCGACUACGCCCUGAGGCUCACCAAAAACAGCCACAAAAACAACCAUUUCCUCUCCGUGGAGGGGGGGCUCUUUCCCCACAGCAGUGGCUGUUCUGCGGCCCCUGCACUCGCAGCUUGGGUCUUCAGAGAGGGACACGGCAGAGCAAAGCCCCAGAGAUUCUCCAAACUCGCAGCGCUCUGUGAGAUGACAGCAUUCCCCUCCAGUUUGGCUUGCCUUUGAGAGAAUGACAUUUGUCACAGUUUGCGGGAUAUUCUGAAGUUUGCACCCGAAAACAAGGCUUUUGGAGCAGUGCUGGUUGAGUCAGAGGACUGGGCGCUUGGCACACUGCUGGCCAGCAUCCCCGCCUCGGCCCCAGCAGCAGCUCCAAUCUCCUGCUUCAAGACUGGAUUCUGUCAGGAUUUGCUGCAUCUUGCAAGGAAUGGACCUCCCUGUCGUUCAGUUCAUCACAGGACUGGCAUUCCUCAUCAAAGUGCAAGAAGGUGGAUAAGCUGAAGCUGGGAAGGACCUAAAAAAGCCUUUCUGUGUUCUUAUUUUAUGGAAUUCCCCAACCUACCUCGCAAAAUUCUCAUUUCCUUGAUCAGAAACACCUCUGGAGUUGACUUUGAGAAUGAACGGUGAUGUCCUCUAGCCCUUCGUAACAUCCUCACGAAACUGCCUGUUUCAAGUCCAAUUUCAAUGUGCUGCAGCUGACUGAGACCUCGUGUCUUCUGCAAACAAGGACUGGCAGCAAGCUGACAGAUAUGACUGUCCAGAAACUGGUAGCCACAGCUGUGUUGGUAGCCCUGGUCUCACUUGUUCUCAACAACGCCGCUGCCUUUACUUCCAACUGGGUGUACCAGACCCUGGAGGAUGGGCGUAAGCGCAGCGUGGGGCUCUGGAGGAUGUGCUGGCUGGCAGAGAAGAGCAGAGGAGGUGCAAGCACAAAUGCCAGGCAUGGGCAAGGGGAGGAGCGCGAGUGUGAAGCCCUGGGUUGGGGUUCAGAGUCAGCUGGGUUCCAGGAAUCCCGUAGCACUGUCAAACUGCAGUUUGACAUGAUGCGUGCUUGCAACCUCAUCGCCACUGUUGCUCUGACUGCUGGCCAGCUCAUCUUCGUCCUGGGCCUGAUGGAGCUGCCUGUCAUUUCCCAGGAUACCCAGUGGUGGGAGGAGGCCAUAGCUGCCGUGUUCCAACUUGCCAGUUUUGUUCUGGUCAUCGGAUUGGUGACUUUCUACCGCAUCGGACCAUACACCAACCUCUCUUGGUCUUGCUAUCUGAACAUUGGAGCCUGUCUUUUGGCCACACUGGCAGCUGCCAUUCUCAUUUGGAACAUCCUUCACAGGCGUGAGGACUGCAUGGCACCCCGGGUCAUUGUCAUUAGCCGUACCCUGACCGCGCGGUUUCGCCGUGGCCUGGAAAACGACUACGUUGAGUCACCAUGUUGAAAGCAUGGACUUGAAAGGGGAAAGAUCUCCAAGGAGAUCUGCAUUGAAGUUGUCUUCUAUAAAUAUAUGCUAUAAUUUAAAACUAAGGGUUGAAAGACAUCACAAAGCUCACUCUUGUGGGCAGAGGCCCUCAAUUAUUACUUGGAUGGGCUCCAUCUAUAUACAUAUGUAUAAAACACGUAAUUUUAUAUAUAUUAUAUUAUAUUAUAUUAUAUUAUAUUAUAUUAUAUUACCCUCUCCCUCUGCUGUACAGCACAGAAUGUUGGACUGUCAGAAUCCUGACAGGGCAUCGCAGCUACAUGUCAUCAGGGCCAGCUGUAGCAGAUGUAGAGUGUUAUGCAAUGAGAAUACAAAAAAGAGGCAACCAAACAUGUUUUCUCUGUCUGCAUAAAGUUAUCCUAAUAAUAAUGUAAAAGUCUGUAGGAGACCAGUGACAAUAGCUUCGGAGUUAACAGGCAAAAAGAAAGCAAAAAACUCACUAUAGAAUAAGUGAUGAUUUUAACAGCUAUUUAAAUUUCAUGACUCUUUAGUCCUUCCAUCCACCUCUCUUCAAGGAACUUCUCAUCAGC